Bufo bufo (common toad) is the source of this 1405-nucleotide messenger RNA. RefSeq names its product mitogen-activated protein kinase 14-like. Lineage: Eukaryota; Metazoa; Chordata; Amphibia; Anura; Bufonidae. Gene Ontology annotation, biological process: intracellular signal transduction; protein phosphorylation. The record is from RefSeq and is a predicted model, not a curated record. Gene Ontology annotation, molecular function: MAP kinase activity; ATP binding. Gene Ontology annotation, cellular component: cytoplasm; nucleus.
UUUGUUGUGGGCUCGGGUCUGGUAACAGGGGGUACAGAGUGCCGAGUUUAAUCUGGAGUCAGGCGGACUCUCCAGAGAGUAGUGUAAGGCGCAGCAGCAAUGUCCUCUAAUUCCCAUUCUGGAUUCUACCGCCAGGAGCUGAAUAAAACCCUGUGGGAGGUGCCCGUGAGAUACCAGAAUCUGAAUCCUGUGGGUUCCGGUGCCUACGGCUCGGUCUGUUCUGCCUAUGACACCAAUACAGAACAGCGUGUUGCAGUUAAAAAACUCUCCCGGCCUUUUCAGUCUAUCAUACAUGCCAAGCGUACCUACAGAGAACUUCGUCUACUAAAGCAUAUGAAGCAUGAAAAUGUUAUUGGGCUCCUAGAUGUUUUUACCCCAUCAAAGUCAUUUGAGGAGUUCAAUGAUGUGUAUCUGGUGACACAUCUAAUGGGAGCUGAUCUUAAUAAUAUAGUGAAAUGUCAGAAACUGACUGAUGAUCAUGUUCAAUUCUUGAUCUACCAGAUCCUUCGAGGACUUAAGUAUAUCCACUCAGCUGGUAUUAUCCAUAGAGACUUAAAACCUAGCAACCUUGCUGUAAAUGAAGAUUGCGAGCUGAAAAUUCUUGACUUUGGUUUGGCUCGGCAUACAGAUGAGGAAAUGACUGGUUAUGUUGCCACAAGGUGGUAUCGGGCACCAGAAAUCAUGCUAAACUGGAUGCACUAUAACCAGACAGUGGAUAUCUGGUCUGUGGGCUGUAUAAUGGCUGAGCUUCUAACAGGUCGAACCCUUUUUCCAGGCACAGAUCAUAUUGAUCAACUGAAGCUCAUUUUGAGGUUGGUUGGAACCCCUGAGUCAGAGCUCCUGCAGAAAAUCUCCUCGGAGGCUGCCCGGAAUUACAUCCAGUCGUUGCCAUACAUGCCAAAGAUGAAUUUUGAAGAUGUUUUUUUAGGAGCCAACCCUCAAGCUGUAGACCUACUUGAGAAAAUGCUUGUUCUGGAUACAGACAAGAGGAUUACUGCAACAGGCUUAGCCCACCCCUAUUUGCCCAGUAAUCAUGACCCAGAUGAUGAACCUGUAGCUGACCCUUAUGACCAAAGCUUUGAGAGCCGUGAGCUUGAUAUGGACGAAUGGAAAAGUUUAACCUAUGAGGAAGUACUUUGCUUUGUACCACCCCCACUAGACUCUGAUGAAAUGGAAUCUUGAAAAAACUGUUUGCCGCUGUGAAGAUGGUUCAACAAUAUUGUUUAGGUCCCUCCUGUCCUAAUCGGGGAUUGAAAUGUUUACAAUAAAGAGAACUGCUGCACUUAAAAAAUAAAUACAUGCACUGUACAGAUAUUAACUUACAUUUUGCUAUUUUCUUGGUCUUCUCUGUGAUGGUUUUGCCAUAAAUAAGCACUGGUCAAAUAAAUCUUAUUUUUUAAAUGUG